Sinocyclocheilus grahami is the source of this 1523-nucleotide messenger RNA. Its product is annotated as isocitrate dehydrogenase [NADP] cytoplasmic-like. The record is from RefSeq and is a predicted model, not a curated record. Gene Ontology annotation, molecular function: isocitrate dehydrogenase (NADP+) activity; magnesium ion binding; NAD binding. The transcript is spliced from 5 exons. Bases 220 to 873 code for a protein of 217 amino acids. Gene Ontology annotation, cellular component: cytosol; mitochondrion; peroxisome. Gene Ontology annotation, biological process: isocitrate metabolic process; NADP+ metabolic process. NCBI's taxonomy places the organism in Eukaryota, Metazoa, Chordata, Actinopteri, Cypriniformes, Cyprinidae.
AGAUGAAAUAGAUGUUGUGCAAAGGUUUGAUAUUUGAUUUGAAAUUAUUGGAACAUAGCCUAGUUGUUUCUAAAUAUAAUUGGCACAAGCAUAUCUGCUUUUAGACCAGGGUUUUCUGACACUAUGUGUGAUUAUGUAUGUUUAGGUACUGGUGGAGUUGCUCUGGGGAUGUACAACACAGACAAGUCAAUCUGAGACUUUGCUCACAGCUCUUUCCAGAUGGGGUUGAACAAAGGCUGGCCGGUGUACCUCAGGACCAAGAACACCAUCUUGAAGAAAUAUGAUGGCAGUUUCAAAGAUAUUUUCCAGGAAAUCUAUGACAAAGAGUACAAGGCUCAGUACGAGGCCAAAGGCAUCUGGUAUGAGCAUCGGCUGAUUGAUGACAUGGUGGCUCAGGCCAUGAAGUCUGACGGUGGAUUUAUCUGGGCCUGCAAGAACUAUGAUGGAGACGUGCAAUCAGACUCUGUAGCUCAGGGUUAUGGGUCAUUGGGUAUGAUGACCAGUGUGCUUGUGUGUCCUGAUGGGCGUACAGUAGAAGCCGAGGCAGCUCAUGGCACGGUUAUACGGCACUAUCGCAUGCACCAGCAGGGCAAAGAGACGUCCACCAACCCUAUUGCCUCUAUCUGUGCGUGGACACGAGGGCUGCUGCACCGGGCAGAGCUGGAUAAGAAUGCAGAGCUGCGGGUGUUUGCUGAGGCAUUGGAGGCCGUUUGUGUCGAGACCAUUGAAGCUGGCUUCAUGACCAAGGACCUGGCCAUCUGCAUCAAGGGCAUGUCUAAUAUCACACGCUCUGAUUACCUCAACACUUUUGAGUUCUUGGACAAACUGGCCAAGAAUCUGAAGAUUAAGUUGUCAAGCCAACCCAAACUGUAAAGCUGCUGGGUGUUGACGGGGCGUUCACACACGCACACACUGACGCUCAGGCCUCAACUCACGUCAAGCCGCAGACUCUGUUAGUCUCAGUUCCUGUCUAACUGGGACCAAAGACAGAGAAAUAUUUGACUUCACCACUACAACCAGUAGGGGGACCAGUGCACUUUCAAAUGGAAGAUUAGAAAGUGUCUCUUUAAAUGGAAGGAGCUUCUGUAACCUUCAUUAUGCUUUUAAAAACAAAUUAGAAGCAUUCAUUUAGUAAAUUUUAUCACUGUUUAUACAUUUUAACAUUGCAAAGUUUUUUUUUUUUUUUAUUAUAUCCCCUGUAGUGCAAAAAUAUAUUUGUAUUUUUGUGCUACUGCUAUCUCUCAGGUGCUUGAACACCUGUUGCCUUAUUGUCUGCAUGUGUAGUUGUCUUGUCUUCGGGCAUCCACUCUUGAAGCCGUCCCAGAAACAGUGAGAUUAGGCCUUAACAGUAUAAAUACCUGCUUUUAACUGAAAUACUGUUAGUUCACACCGGUAGACAUUCCUGUUCAUUGUUCACUCUGUACCACGUCUGUCACUGCAUAUAUAGUUCUGUUUAUGUCAGUCUGUGUGCUUAUGUGAUCAGGUCUUGUGUUAUUAUGACGUCAAUAAUAAAUUAGUCUUUU